This is a messenger RNA of Conger conger (European conger), 1599 nucleotides long. It is a transcript of the gene rrp15, whose product is annotated as ribosomal RNA processing 15 homolog. Gene Ontology annotation, biological process: maturation of 5.8S rRNA; maturation of LSU-rRNA. The record is from RefSeq and is a predicted model, not a curated record. The coding region runs from base 86 to 883 and encodes 265 amino acids. NCBI's taxonomy places the organism in Eukaryota, Metazoa, Chordata, Actinopteri, Anguilliformes, Congridae. Gene Ontology annotation, cellular component: preribosome, large subunit precursor. The transcript has 5 exons.
CGUCCUCCGACUCAGUAGGCAGCAGCAAUAUGCCAUUUAGUGGUUAUAUCGGCGAAUUACAUGAAUAAGAAGGAUUUCCGGCCAGAUGGCGGCGUCUGUGGAAGGAUCACAUGUGAGCUUAGAAGAACCCGUUGGUUCAGCAGAGGAGGAUGCAUCCGCUGGUGACAGCAGUGCGGAUGGAGAAAGUGAUGAUGGAGGUUCUGAAGGAGAACGGGAGGAGGAGGGUGAUGGAGAGAGUGAGGGAGAAGAAAAGGAAGAAGGUGACGGAGCGAUGGAAGGAGAACAGGCGGAAGGGGACGGGGACAACCCCAAUGCAGGAUGGGCAGAAGCCAUGGCUAAAAUCCUGCAGAAGAAAACUCCUGAGAACAAGGCUGGCAUCCUAAUAAAGAAUAAGGCACUGGAGAAAGAGAAGGAGAAAAUAAAGAAGGAACAGCUGGAGAAGAAGAAACAGGUGGAUAAGAAGCGGGCGUGGGAGAUGAUGUGUCGGGAGAAGCCGGAUGUGGUAAAAGACCGAGAGACUGAGAGAAACCUGCAAAGGAUUGCCACCAGGGGCAUGGUGCAGCUCUUCAAUGCCGUGCGGAAACACCAGAAGAACAUGGAGGAGAAGGUGAAGGAGGUGGGGGGGUCGGAGAGGAAACGGGCCAAGCUUCUGUCCUCCGUGUCCAAGAAGGACUUCAUCGACGUGCUGCGGGGAACCGAGUCCACUGGGGAACAAGGCUCCAGAAGCAACAAAAAAGUGGUCGGCCAGCCUGCAGAAGAGACGCCAGCGUGGAGUGUUCUGAAGGACGACUUCAUGAUGGGCGCCUCCAUGAAAGACUGGGACAAAGAGAGCGAGGAGGAGGCGCAGGAGGGUCCAGGGGACUACAGCAGCGAUUCGGACUGAAGAGGCAUGCGUGUUAGUGCACGCCUGUGUCAGCGCGCGUGUUCCUUUGUGUGCGCGUGUCUAAGAGACAAAGGAUGGGACCCAUUUGCUCUUGGUUCUGGUCUGUCUCUUCUUUAUGAGGGAGAACCUGAUGGGAUUGAGACUUGUCUUUCUUCUUUGCAUCAAGAUAUCCCCUACCAAACCCAACACUGAUAUUUGAGUAUUGUAUGUUUUUUUUUUUUGGGGGGGGGGGGUUUCCAUCUUUCAUUUUGUUUUUAUGUGGAAAAUAUUUUUUUCUUGAGUGCUAUGAAGUAAGUUAUAUGGCCUAAUCCUAGUCAGUCAAAAUUCCCAGUGAGGUCCUUACAUGCACUCUGUUUAAUAUCCUUAGUGCACAGGUGUUCCAUAUAGAGUAAUGUUUUACUUUAAUAUCUGUUCCUGGUAGGGGGCAGAGCUACAGGGAGAUGUACUGUAUGCUUAGUCUGUAUGGUAUUCCCAGUACCAUUAAUGAGUGUUCUGAUUUGUUUAUGAGCGAUUUCACCAUUUGUCACAUUGGACAGGCAGAGCACUGUCCGCAGCAAGGAUUUUGUAGUGCCUCAUUUUUAAUAAUGAAAUUCUGUAAACUUGUAUGGAGAACUUAUCCAUGAAAGAUGCCAACUUGGUAUUAUUUUGUAUAAAUGUUUCCAAGUGGAAAAUGUUCUGAAUUGAGGGGUAAAUAAAAUUACCUUUGUUUACCUGCA